AUGUCAUCAAUCCUUGGACUUCCGACACGCGGAUCAGAUGUAACCAUCGUCAUAACCAGGGUCCAUCUACACCCCUGUUGUGUGCUUGUGGAGUUCUGGGGGAAAUUUAGUCAGGAGAGGACAGCAGAUUAUCAGUCCCUGGCCAAAGAUAUUCAGUCUCCCGGAAACACAUUUAAAGAGUUUGAAGGAAAUCCAGGUGACCAGUGCUUGGUUCAGAUAGAUGGUACUUGGUACAGAUCCCGCAUUGUCUCAAGAAAUGGCUCGAAAUGCAACGUGUUCCUCAUUGACAAAGGAAUGACAAACAGCACCACCACAACUAUGCUGGCAUGGGGUAAGAAGGAGCACUUCCACCUGCCUCCUGAAGUGGAGUUUUGUUUGCUAGCCAACGUUUUACCUCUCUCAGCUGAGAACAGAUGGUCUCCAGUGGCUCUUGAGUUCCUCAGAUCUCUCUCAGGGAAGGCUGUGAAGGCACAUGUUCAAGACGUCCUGGUGUCUCACAGAACAUUUGUACUGCACAUUCCUUGCAUAUUCAAACAAAUGUAUGAGAUGGGAUUUGCCAAGAAGCUAGCUCCAGACAUGUUCCAGGACUUUGUACUCAAGUCAUUGGAAGACCAUAGUGGAGCUGAUUUACCUCUUGAGGUUCAGCAAAGCUCCAUAGAGGCAGGUGAGCGACUGCACAAGCAAGAGCUGUACAUGUACCCAGAGCUGCCAGCAGGAACUGUGGAGACCAUCAUUGUCACUGAAGUCACAAACCCACAACGGAUUUUUUGCCAGUUAAAGGUUUUCGCAAGAGAGUUGAAAAAACUCUCAGAACAAAUCACUCAGUGCUUCGAGGGCAGAAUGACCAGUUGCGUUGUCGGUCCUGAAAUGAUUGGAUAUCCGUGUGCUGCAAGAGGAAGCGAUGGCAGAUGGUACCGCUCCGUUCUGCAGCAGGUACUUCCAGGCAAAAAAGUAGUGGAAGUACUCAAUGUUGACUAUGGAACAAAACAGUUUGUUCAAGUGAAGGAUGUAAGACCACUAGCUAAAGAGUUUUUCAGGAUGCCUGUUGUGACUUACAUCUGCUCGCUCCACGGGAUCCUCGACAAAGGCGUUGGAUGGACAACCACCCAGAUCGACUAUCUCAGGACCCUUCUCCUGCACAAAACAGUGAUUGCUAAAUUCGAGUACCAGAGCAUCUCAGAAGGCGUUCACUAUGUUACGCUCUAUGGGGAUGAGAACACAAACAUUAACAACUUGUUUGGUUCAAAAGAGAGCUGUUUCCUGGAGUGUGAAAAAACACUGGGAGAUUAUGCCAUUCGAAGCACUGCAUACAGCCGCCAGAAUCCUCCCCAGCAAGAAAAGAAUCAGAGAAAGAUGCUACCUCCUGGACAGGUCCUGGAGGAUAAAGAAGUGAAGGAAAUGGCAGAGAAGUUUCCAGUUGAAGACCUCUCCCUAAACUCCUCCCAUGUGGCAUUUGUACAGCAUACAUCCAACCCAUCAGAGUUUUGGAUCCAAACACAAAACUUUGCAAAUGAGUUGGACGAACUGAUGGAUAACAUAUACCAUCUAUACAAAGAUUCAACAAACAAGGAUGUGGUGAGAAAUCCAACUGUAGGGCUCUACUGUGCUGCCAAGGCAGAGGAUGGUGACUUCUACAGAGCAACCGUGUCUGAAGUCGGUGAAAAACAUAUCAAAGUGUUUUUUGUGGAUUAUGGAAACACUGAGCUGGUUGAUAGGAGUAACAUCAGGCCCCUUCCUGAAGAGUUCAAAAAGCUGCCAUGGCUUGCAAUGAAAUGCACCUUGGCAGGUGUCAGGCCAAAAGAUGGAAGAUGGAGUCAGGGUGCCAUUGAAUUCUUCAUCAAAGCAGUCACAGACAAAGCUCUAAAUGUAAGCGUGACAGCGAAAUACGACGACAUUCAUGUAGUCCAGCUGACUGAUCCUGAGGCACACGGAGAACCAGAUCUCAGUAAGCUGAUGUGUAGCUCAGGUCUCGCUGAAAGGGAUGAAACACAGAAACAACCCAAAACCAGAAUGACCAUGCAGCCUGCCAUUAUCCCAGUCUCACAACAUAUGCCAGAUGCCAGAUUCUCAGGUCUAUACAAGAACAGCGGGAUUCCUUUCAAGACCCAAAACACUGUUGCCCCUCCCAGCAACGAAAGGAGAACUACUACUUUCAAGGAGAAUAUGUUUCCCAUCGGAAGUGUCCUUGACGUCAGCGUGUCCUACAUUGAGAGCCCAAAUGACUUCUGGUGCCAACUCGUACAAAAUGCAGGGCACUUGAAAUUGCUCAUGCAUGACAUACAGGCUCAUUACGCAGGAAGUGAAUUUCAGCCUCCCGAAACGGCAUGUGUCGCUCGCCACCCUGAAAAUGGGAUGUGGUACAGAGCUCUCGUAAUUCACAAACACGAAACGCCUCACGUAGACGUGCUGUUUGUUGAUUAUGGCCAGACAGAGACAGUCUCCCUCUACAACCUGAGGAGGAUCUGCCCCGAAUUCCUCACUCUGCAUGGUCAAGCUUUUCGCUGCAGUCUGUUAAACCCCGUGGAUCCAACGUCUGCCAUAAAUGACUGGAACGAAGAAGCAACAGCAAGGUUUCACGACUUUGUGUCAACCGCUGCGUCCAACUUUGUGAUAUUAAAGUGCACCAUAUAUGCCGUCAUGUACAGUGAGCAGAAAAUCGUUUUCAACAUCGUGGAUCUAGAAACUCCUUUUGAGAGUAUCUGCACCAGCAUGGUCAAUCUUGUCAAAAGCGUACCCCCCAAAAAAGCCUCUGGACCAUCCUUCCGCCUGGACACAUACUACUACUCGACACACAACGUCAAAACCGGGACAGAGGAACAGGUCACCGUGACGUGUGUGAACAGCGUCAAUCAGUUCUACUGCCAGCUCGAGAGGAACGCAGACGUGAUAAAAGAUCUCAAGAUGAAAGUGAACAAUCUCUGUCACCAGCUUGAGAACGUGAAACUCCCGACAGUCUUUGGUACUUUGUGCUUUGCAAAGUUCACAGACGGGCAGUGGUACAGGGGGCAGAUCAAGUCCACAAAACCAUCAAUCCUGGUUCACUUUGUGGAUUACGGCGACACUAUCGAGGUGGACAAAUCAGACCUGCUUCCAGUGCCCAGAGAAGCUAGUGACAUCAUGUCCGUGCCUGCACAAGCGGUGGUGUGUAGUCUCUCCGAUGUUCCUACAGAUGUUCCUAGCGAGGUGAAUAGCUGGUUUGAGACGAGCGCAACAGAGUGCAAAUUCAGAGCUCUGGUAGUGGCCAGAGAGCCCGAUGGAAGAUUGCUGGUUGAGCUGUAUCACGGACAAACUCAAAUCAACUCAAAGAUCAAGAAAAUGUUUCAAAUAGAGAUGCAAACAAAGGAACAAGUUGUCUGCCCGGGUCACAAAGCACCAAAAGCUUCAGCAAAUAAUGCGCAAAAGACUCCAAAUGCUGUGCCAAGACAAACUGCGGAAAUGGAUGAUCACACUCAAAGCAUCAGGAAAAAUAACUUCUCUGCCCCAAGAUCUUCACAUCACACGAGAGACGAGACAAAAUCUGCAGAUGUAAGUCCACCAUCUGCACCAAAGCGUUCACGGCACGUUUGUGAAAACGGUCAGAGGGCCAGAACUGCUCCAUUACAGCUGUACAGACCUCCACACCAAAGACAGCCAUGUAGUAUGGGAAAUGGUUCUGAGCCAGCAGAUACCCAAAUCAAACCAAGAAAAGAAAACCAGCCUGUGAAGUUAAAAUCACCCGGUGCAGAAUCUCAGAGGGAAGGCAACAUGUCACCAGAAGCCAAAAUUGGAAAACUGCUCAAACUCGCAGACCUGCCCGCAAAGUCCAUCACAUCAGGUAUGGAGGCAGAAGUUUACGUCUCACACUGCAACAGCCCGUUUAGUUUUUAUGUGCAGCUUGUCGGAGAGGAGGAUGAAAUUUUCUCCCUGGUGGAAAAGCUCAAUGAUCUGCAAUCAACGCCCCAAACAAACAGCAUCAAAGACGUGAACCCCGGAGACCUCGUUCAAGCAGAGUUCGCAGAUGACUCCUCUUGGUACCGAGCAGUUGUAAGAGAAAUUCAUGGCAACGCAACGGCUCUCGUGGAGUUUGUUGAUUUUGGAAAUACAGCAGUAACGCCAAUUUCCAAGAUGGCCAGACUUGAUAAGUCUUUCUUGCAGCUACCGGUGUACAGUAUACACUGCAUGCUGAGUGAGGCUGCAGCUUUUGGAAAAGAGGAGGCGUUUGAUUCAGAAGUGGUUGCAGCUUUCAAAAGUGACAUCGGCGGUAGUGGUGAGAAGGAGCUGAAGUGCCGGUUUAUCAGGCAAUCAGGAUCUGUGUGGGAAGUCAGUCUGGAGAACAAUGGUGUUAAAGUGAUGUGUAAAACAUCGACCCCAGAGAAAUGUGAACAAGUGAUGGAAAAGUCUGUCGAAAACUCUGAGAACUCACAGCUGGACUUAAGUUCCCUCCGUUACUACCAGCAAACCUUUAAAGAGGGACAAAAGUUAGCCGUCUACAUUACAACUAUAAAUGAUGCUCAGACCUUUUGGUGCCAGUCUUCUGACACAGAAGAACUUGAUAAGAUAACAGCAAGUGUCUCAGAAGUUGGGAAUGCAGCAGAUCAGAAACAGUUGGACACAGAUCGUCUUUCCCCCGGCAGCCCAUGCAUCGCUCUCUUUUCAGAGGAUCAGCUUUGGUAUCGCGGAGAAGUCAUCGAUAAACACGGAGACGAGCUGUCCAUUCUCUUCGUGGACUAUGGAAACAAGUCCCAAGUCAAGAGAUCAGAUGUUCGAGAAAUGCCUCUCGACCUUUUGGAAACUCCACCGCAGGCGUUUUUGUGCGAGCUCGAAGGUUUCGACGCUUCACACGGAUCUUUGGACACCGGUGCCGUAGAUGAGCUGUCAGCACUCACAGCAGACAACUUAUUACAGCUGACUGUCAUUAGAGUAGUAAGAGAAGAAGGACAGAGCAAAUGCAACGUGCUGCUGGAAUGUGAAGGCAAGGUGAUCAACGAGGCACUGAAAACCUGGUGGAGCUCCACACAAGAAAAGAAACCUGAUGCAACACCAGAAAUUCAACAUUCAACAGAGAAAGAGACUGAGCUACCUGAAGAUCAAACACCAGCAGAAACAGAGUGUUCAAACAUUCAGGAGACAGACAGCGACGAGCUCGUUGACCUUCAUGCAACAGAUGGCGACUACAAAUUAGAAAGUACUCAAAACAACAGCGAGUGCUCUGAAGAGUCCCCUCAAGAAGAAAGGGAUCCGAUUUUGUCAGAAUGUGAUCCCCAAAUCCUCAGCACAUUGGAGAGCCUGAUAGAAACUGUUUCCAGCGUAGGGGUGAAAAUAUCCCCCACUAUUGUGAUAUCUCAAACUGAAUCAAAUGAUAUCUCGCCAUCGGAUAGUGACCUAGAAGACACUGCGUUACCUCCCUCUGAUAACAAAGACAACUGUGAUGUUUUGACCUUGAGCUUUUCCGAAAAUGUGGCGGAAACUGACGAGGGCUCUGAAGAAGAGAACGCUUCCCUGUCCGACAGUAUUUGUCCAGGUGAAUCAAACUCUCAGUCCGACGAGAACCUUCAAAAGGCAGCGGAUGAGUCUGAGGUCGCGAAGAAUCCACCACAUGAAGAGGAGACGACCUCCGACAUGGAAGGCAGCUCUCACAUGAUUUAUUCUGAUUCAAAUGGAGAAAGAGAUGAUGGCGAGGUUACCACUGCAGUGAACAGUCCUGUUAACAGCAUCACAUCAGUAAAAAUGAUUCCCCGCCAAGCUUUUCCCAUAGAGAGGGAGAACACUGACUUGCAUGAGACCAUUUCUGAGACUUCUGAAGACUCAAAGCAGAUUCAGACUGACUCGGUGCUGCCCUCCUGUGUGCUUCCUGCACAGCAGUUCUUUGAUGCUCUCACAGAGCAGGAUAUUGAAGCAGGAGAUGGUGCCCUACAGGAAGAGGUCCAACAUGUUGCCACAAAUGCCAAGAAUAUCUUGAUGACUGAAGAGGACACCUUGGCUCAUUAUGAGGAUUCAUAUUCAGCCCUGCUAGCUGACACCGACACAGCAGCCAGUGAGACACACAUCUGCACAUCUCCGUCUGGUGACGUGAUUGAAGAGGUCACCUGCUCUGUUGAAGAGGCCUGCUUGAUCUGCUCAGAUCCAGAUGAGCAGAGCGAUGAUGGAGAGAUGAUUGCGAGAGACGAUUGUCUCAGCAGUGUGUCGGCAGAGGAAACGGUUGUCCAGGCAGACAGUAGUCCUGAGGUAGAAGUCGAUCAGCAGAAGACAGAAGAAUCAAAUGAGGUCCAGGAUGAAUCACUGUUUGUUUGUGUGGAUCUUCCUCUUGAGAAGUUAAUUGAGUACCGAAAGGAAAUGGAAGACAUUUCCCCCCCAGAGGAAAUGUCUUGCGCAUCAGCAUGUGACGAGGAUGACAUGAUUAAUGAAGAUGAUGCGUUGAUUCUUCAUGAAGCUCUAACAUCUGACAUGGAACCACAAACCCACACAGUUCCUUAUCUAGACAUGAGUGACCUGGUGGAAGAGGUGACCUGUCUGGUUGGAGACAUUUGUUUGAUGGAUGUCUGCAGAGAUGAGCCACAACUUGAUGAACAACUAAAUGUGCCAACCAUGCACGACCAAAUAAGAGAAGCUGAAACGGAGGAUGGUGAGCAGCUGGUGUCUACACCUCUGAAACACAACGAGGAAUUUAAUGAUGGUGAGCUUGCUGAAGAAACAUCGUCUUCUUCUGAUGACAGUUUUGAGGCCCAGCUGUCAAAGAUAACUCAUCUGUCUCUGAUCAUCAAUGAUGGAUCCGCCGAUACUCUGCCUGUUGAGCAGCAGCCAGAAGAGUGA
Scomber japonicus (chub mackerel) is the source of this 6789-nucleotide messenger RNA. It is a transcript of the gene tdrd6a, whose product is annotated as tudor domain containing 6. The transcript is spliced from 18 exons. The coding region runs from base 1 to 6789 and encodes 2262 amino acids. Gene Ontology annotation, biological process: spermatogenesis. The record is from RefSeq and is a predicted model, not a curated record. Lineage: Eukaryota; Metazoa; Chordata; Actinopteri; Scombriformes; Scombridae.